CUAAGAUCUGAUUUAGACAAUGCAAACAACUCUUUCCAGUACAGACUUUUGGGAGAUGGAGCUGAAAGUAUUUUUACCAUUGAUGAAAGAACAGGUGACAUAUAUGCUGUUCAGAAGCUUGAUAGAGAAGAACGAUCCCUCUACAUCCUAAGAGCCCAGGUAAUAGACAUCACUACUGGAAGGGCUGUGGAACCUGAGUCUGAGUUUGUCAUCAGAGUUUCGGAUAUCAAUGACAAUGAACCAAAAUUCCUAGAUGAACCUUAUGAGGCCAUUGUACCAGAGAUGUCUCCAGAAGGAGUUAUAAGAAUAUCUUCUAAAAUGGAUAGAGAACUGCAAGAUGAGUAUUGGGUAAUUAUUCAAGCCAAAGACAUGAUUGGUCAGCCUGGAGCACUGUCUGGAACAACGAGUGUAUUAAUUAAACUUUCAGAUGUUAAUGACAAUAAGCCUAUAUUUAAAGAAA
Molecule: messenger RNA, 460 nt
Organism: Propithecus coquereli (Coquerel's sifaka)
Lineage: Eukaryota; Metazoa; Chordata; Mammalia; Primates; Indriidae
Product: cadherin-19-like
Exons: 2
Biological process (GO): cell-cell junction assembly; calcium-dependent cell-cell adhesion; adherens junction organization
Cellular component (GO): plasma membrane; adherens junction; catenin complex
Molecular function (GO): cadherin binding; calcium ion binding
Source: RefSeq, a predicted model, not a curated record